Molecule: messenger RNA, 2091 nt
Organism: Ziziphus jujuba (common jujube)
Lineage: Eukaryota; Viridiplantae; Streptophyta; Magnoliopsida; Rosales; Rhamnaceae
Product: polyadenylate-binding protein, cytoplasmic and nuclear
Exons: 9
Coding region: 823-1554 (243 amino acids)
Cellular component (GO): cytosol
Molecular function (GO): mRNA binding
Source: RefSeq, a predicted model, not a curated record
CUACGCAAACACUUAUAGGCCUCCACGCACUCUCUCUCUACAACCAACUCUCAAUAACAACCAACAGAACGUUCUCUGUGCUUCACUCUCUCUCUCUCAUGGAGGAAAAUGAAGCUUCCCAGUACUCGCCGAUGACGGAGUUGCAUUUCGACGGCGGCAACUUCCCGGUUACUCGAGCAUACAACUACGAGGCAAUAAAGAGAAAACCCACGAAAACCCAUGAAAAUGAAAAUGAUGUGGUCUGAAAGAAACCCUGUGGCAGGAAAAAGGGGUAUUCGCAGCCAGUCUGUGAUUAAUCUCGACCUUUUAAUCACCAACGGUGAUAUGUUCAGAAAUCUUGGCAUAAUCCUACCCUGCAAAGUACGUGGAGAAGAUGGGAAGAGUAAGGGCUUUGGUUUUAUCGAGUUGGAUUCAGAGAAGUCUGAUAAUACAGUGUUCAUAUGGAAGAAAAUAUAUGUGUCAAAACUUGCUAUCACAAGGAUAGAAGCCCGUGAAGAACCAAGCUUCACAAAUCUGUAAUAGGCUGAAGAUAUGACUAAGGAUCUCCUUCCAGAAUCAAGAGCUUUCGGGUUCGUAAACUUUGGCUUACCAGCAGAGGCUUUGGAUGCUGUUGAGGUGUUGAAUAGUUCACUGGAAGGAACAGCAAGAGCUCAAAAGAAAGAUGAGAGGAUGGAGCUAUUAAAGCACUAGGAGAUUUUCAACUGCCACACUGAAAAGUUUUAGGCUUCAAAUCUAUAUGUUCACAACUUGGAUAUAUCAGCAGAUGAAAGCAAACUGCAAAAACAUUUCGGUGCCUGUGGAAAAUUAAUCUCAGUUAAAGUGAUGCGACAUGCCAAUGGGAUCAGUAAGAGAUUUGGUUUUGUUUGUUUCUCCACUCCUGAAGAAGCAAAAAAGGCCUUACAUACAUUUAAUGGAUCUGUUUUAGAAGGAAGGUCUCUAUAUGUUGCCUUUGCUCUGAACAAAGAAGAUUGCAAAAUGGAUCAGAGUGAUUUGAAUCAUACUGUUUUCCGUCCUACCAGUCCUGUCUACAACAGCUUCAUUCCUGACUCUUCAUUUUACUCUCUUCCAAACUCGCCUUUGAUGAAUGUUGGUUUGGAGUUUCCUUUUGUCCAGAAUUACCAGCAUCACCUCUCCACAAGUGGUCAAUUAAUGAGACAAAUACGGCAGAAUAAUACAGGGAAUCAAAGUUUCCAACAGAAUGCUGGUGACCCGUUUAUUGCUUUAUAUACUGGUACAAGACAAAGUAGAAUUGCUUUCUCAGACCUUGGAACAGAGGAGCUUCCUUCUUAUGAUAACCUAUCCAAGAUCCUUGCCUCCUUUGCUUCAAGGGGAAUUAAUGCAAGAGAAACCGUCAGUCUCUUUGAUUUCGGUGAAAGCAAACUGCAAAAACAUUUCGGAGCCCGUGGAAAAUUAAUCUCUGUUAGAGUGAUGUGUCAUGCCAAUGGGAUCAGUAGGAGAUUUGGUUUUGUUUGUUUUUCCACUCUUGAGGAAGCAAAAAAGAAGGAACGUCUCUGUAUGUGGCCUUUGAUCAGAGGAAAGAAGAUUGCAACAUGAACCAGAGAGAUAAAUACAGCUUCACUCCUUACUUUUCAUUUUACUCACUUCCAAACUCGCCAUUGAUAGAUGUUGGAAUGGAGUGUCCUCUUGUUCAGAAUUACCAGCAUCAUCUCUCCACAAUUGUACAGAAAUAGCUUUCUUUGGUAAACAUUUUUGUUUUCUUCUUUCCGUUUCCAGCAAGCUAUUCUUACAUGAUUUAUGAAAUCACAGGAUAUACCAAUGAGAGAAACAAAGCAGAGUAAUACAGGGAAUCAGAGUUUCCAACAGAAUGCAUGUGCAAUUUUCCUCUCGUAUGUGAAAAGAUGGUCUCAUUGACAGUUAUAAUACCUUUUAUUUAAUUUUAAUAGCAUAACAUGUAUAUGAAAUAAAACAUAUGAUACUUUUUUAUUUCAAAAAUAUCAUCUUUCCACAAGUUUUAGAAAACAGGUUUGCCACUUGUUCCUCUUUCUGUGUAUUUUGGUAAUUAUUCCUCUUUUUGUGUUGUUAGCGUUUUAUAUGAAGACUUUAUAGAAUAAAUACGUUCCUUUUGACAGA